GUCUCGAGUUGGUUAAAAAUGUCUAACAAAGUCCUGACAGGCCAUUAUUCUCCAAAACUUAAGGAUUCUGGUCAGUCACGAGCAUUGGUUUGUGUCGGACGGUAAACAAAACUAUGAACAACCGAGUGAAAGGCGUUAUCGAAACGUUAGUCCUUUUUCGUCGAAGUUUAAUUUAUCAGACCAAGGAAUUUUUCAAUAACUCCACCCUUCAUGGCGUGCGUUACAUCGCGGAUGGUAGUCGACCCUUUGGGGAAAAAUUCAUGUGGUUUUCAUUUACCAGUAUCGGUGCGGUUGCAGCUCUUGUGAUCAUUAUGAGUUUAUGGGAAAAGUUUCAAACGAAUCCGACCAUUACAGGUUUGGAUACAGAUUUCCACAAUCAGCAAAUCAUAUUUCCAACUGUGGUUGUGUGUCCAACGAAUCCGUAUAAUGACAAGAAAGUUGAGGAAAUAGCAUACAAGGAAUUGGCUCAAUAUGAGGAAUCUGAAGCACCAUCCUACCAACCGUUCCUACGCAUGUUGACCAAACUAUCUUACCAGAACAUUGGAACUGCAUUCGAACUGAGCCUCAACUUCACCCCUGCUGCUGUUGGACAAACCAGUUUAAGACGAUUAGCGUUUCAGGUUAAAAUGGACUGUGAUGACCUCCUCACAUUCUGCCGAUAUCGAGAUGAAGAAGUUAAGUGUUGUCCCCACUUUGACGAAAUCUACACAGAAAGAGGAUUUUGUUUCGCUUUCAACACAAAGUUCAAAUCGUUUGAAACAAAGGACGAACAGUCAGUUGAGUUCCACGAUCUUUUCGAAACGGAUAAGAAGUGGGCUCUGCAGUUCAUCCCGUCAUCUGCCGUAAAUGUCUACAUCCAUUCUAAUAGAGAAUAUUUCGGUUGGGACUUUUCACCUCAAUUAAGUUGGGAGCCUAAUCAAGUGUCGGAGAUCCUGAUUUCCAUGAAGGAAACCUACACGACAGAGGAUGCUAAGCAACUGAGUAUUGGACAACGAAAAUGCGUUUUCUCUGACGAGAUAAAAUUGGACUUUUUUCCUAACGAAUACACAUUUUCGGGUUGCAUGAAAGAAUGCCGGAUCAAAAAGUGUAUAAAAAUGUGCAGAUGCAUCCCGCCUUUCUAUAAACCUUUGCCCAAUGUGCCAUACUGCAAAGUGGAACAGCUCGAGUGCCUUGCGAAGUACAAGGAUAACAUCACAAACAUCAGAGACUGCCAAAAGUGUGAGCUGAGCUGCUCCAAGACUGUGUAUGACGUGGAGAAGCUAAACAAAGAUUUCAGCCAAAGUGAUGAGCACUCUAUCAGUAUUGAAUACCUCACAUGGCCUAUUAUUCGCUACAAGCGCGAAGUACUUUUCGGGUGGGUUGACUUACUGGUAUCGUUUGGAGGAAUAGCUGGACUGUUUCUUGGGUUUUCCCUACUUUCUGGUGUUGAAAUUUUAUACUAUUUUACAAUGAGAGCUUGCUGUAUGGUCUACAAAAAUCGGGAAGAGCUGUACGCUAUCGAAGAGGAAAUACAACGAAAACCACCACCUCGGUUCGACAUGUCCCUAAGGAUCCCCAUGACGAAGUCGAAUACUGAAAAUCUACGUCGACAAAGCCUGCCUGCAAUGUCCACAGCAUCUAAAACUCCUCAUGAUAAAACUUUGCUCAAUCUAACUAAGAGAGGAAAACUGCUGGGUCCUACCCCGAUUUCACAUGUAUCAAGGAAAACUCUGGCAGCAGAGAGAAUUAAAAAGGCUCAACAGAAGGGCACAUUCAAGCCUAUUGUUAAGCAAGUGAAGCCAGUGGCAGCUACUGACCAACCUUACUGGAACAACUUGCGUCGGAAAAGUUUGGAACCGCCAAGAUUUGAAUUUUUACCUUGAAACAAUGUUUUUCUCUAUAAUUGUAAACUCUUUAAUAAAAUGUUGUUCGUA
Molecule: messenger RNA, 1913 nt
Organism: Hermetia illucens (black soldier fly)
Lineage: Eukaryota; Metazoa; Arthropoda; Insecta; Diptera; Stratiomyidae
Gene: ppk23
Product: sodium channel protein Nach
Exons: 12
Coding region: 114-1862 (582 amino acids)
Biological process (GO): sodium ion transmembrane transport
Cellular component (GO): membrane
Molecular function (GO): ligand-gated sodium channel activity
Source: RefSeq, a predicted model, not a curated record